AUGGAGGCUGGUGAAUCCAUAGAUCCGGCUGCGAGGCCAGACUCGGCGGCGGCGUCUGCCCACUCCGAGGCCUCGCAAGGCCCUCAAGGCGUGGCGCACGCUUCGCCAGACAAGCCAGCUGGUGAUCCAAACGCACUCCCGGAUCUGACCAUCAUGGACGGCAUUCCCUCGCUCGAUGCCUCGAACCUGGCCAGCUUCCUGCCUGCCGCGUCGGCGCAAGACAAGUCCCACCAAGACGGGCCUUCGCUCGAAGAGCAGAUCCAAGCCUUUACCGCAGGCAUCGCCGGCCAGCUCGGUGACGCCCACACUCAGCCGCUCGACACCCCUGUCGACACCUCGGCGCUCAACACCUCCUACAACACUCCCACCCAAGGCCAAGGCACCCCAGCCACCGCAGAGGAUAUCGCUUCCUUCGAGACCCUCAUCGCCUCGCUCAUGCCCACCCCGCAGUCGGGAUCCCCAAUAUCCGCACAGCAAGCCGAGCCUUCCACAGACGCUGCCUCGCAACCAACCGUCGCAGGUGACCACACCGCCUUUGCAACCCCAGAGCCGCAGCCGAACACCUCCCCGGACGAUGCUGCACAGUCAUUCGUCGAUACGCUCUUACGGCAAGCGAAUCUCUUUUCGGCCGAUGCAGCAGCAGCACCUCAACAGCCAUCCACAAGCAACACAACGGAGCAAGUGGCGCCACCGCCUGUCAGCCAGGAGCCACGAUCCGGCGCCGUUGCCGACGAUGCCCUCAACGCCAGCCUCGAGCAGUUCAUGGCGAGCCUACAGGCUAGGGUCACCUCCAGUCUUGCCACCGAAGCGACCAAAGAAGCUCCAAAGGACACUGAAGAGGCACCUGCCACUCCCAAACCCAAGUCGCCGCAAAAGACCCCCAAGCCAGUCAAGAAGCCCAAAAAGGUGCUCGGCAAGCGAAAGUAUCGCGAGAUCGGCCCCAUGGAGCGCCGCACCAGAGUGGAGAAGGCGCUAGCCGAGUACAUUGCCAGCAUCGACACGCUCACCAAGCCCAACACCGUCACCGGGCCCAUCCCUGCAGCAGAUCCAUCCAAGACCAAGAUGACUACCGUCCGCUGUGCUCACGCCUCGGUGGCGCAGAAGAGCUAUGGCUCCGAGAAGCGCUUCUUCAACCCACCGCCCAUCAUCAGCGUCACUGGACCCCUCCGCCGCUAUGCCGAGCACGGUGCUGCCACUCUCACCACCUCCUCCACUUCCGAAGAUGCCGACGAAGAAGAACAGUGCCGCGUCAGCCUGUUGGUGCGCGGCGACACGGACGAAUUCUUCUCCAACGAGAAUGUCGCCGUGCUCGACCAAACACUCGAGGCCAAGAUGCGCUCGCUUUAUGUCACGCCCACAGGCAGGUCCAAGGCGUUCCGCUUGCAACUCAAUCUCCUCCGUCCGUCGGGGCUGGAGCCUCAUCUCCCCAUCUUCAGCCCUCUCAAGAAAUCGCGUGCUGCCGAUCCGCUCUCUCCAGCCAUAAGUGCGGGCAGCCCCGCGUACGAUCAAGCGGACAGUGGCUCUGAGACCUUGUCGCGUUUACCCAAGGGUCUCGCUUGGGCGUCGUUCGAGUCGGCUCCCGUCACCAUCAUCUCAAAGUCGUCUAAGAAGACUGCAAAACCGCGUGGACAGAUCAACCAAGUGCAGAAUGGGUCUCUCGUCUCGUUCUUCAAUCGCAUCAAUUCGCAGACCGCGCGCACCAAGUACAUGCACACCAGCAGCGACGGUGCGCUCGUCGUGCACAAUGGCGAAUGGUCCACGUAUCGCAUCACUCUCAUCUCGCGGCCGCCGUUGGCGGAUCUAGCUGGUGCAGAGGAAGACAGUGUCACCUACGGUUCGACUAUCGUGUUGACGGAUGUCAACACUGGCGCAAGCAGCGACCCGCUGGUGGUGUGCAAGGUGGACAAGGGCCAGGUGCAACUUCCGCAGCUCGAUCCGCCGGCUGAACUCCCCACAGCUGGCUCGGGCAACAAGUCGCGUCGAGUUCCCAUCGACCGCGCCUUGCGUGACAAGCUCGCGGCUGCAAGCAAGAUGUCCUCCAGUGCCCGUUCCUCUGCGCAACCACCGUCCAAUGGUCGUCCUGCCGAACCAAAAGCUGCAGAGACCCCGGGAAGCAGCGCUCAGUCGGCCAUCAAGAUCGAGGGCGACAACUCUCAAGCUGGCCCUCCACCAGCCGCCUCGGCCACCAACGGAGACAAACAGAACGCCGACGAUUUGAAUCUGUACGGUCCCGUGGGACAGCUGCAGAAGGUGGCGCUGAUGCGAUUCGUGCCGAGCAGCGACAGCGAGACCGUCUUUGGCGAUUCCGAGCAUCUCGAGUCGAACUUUGCCACGCCGCGCAGCUAUCUGUGUGCUACGAUGCCCGAGGGUUGGAAGCAUCUGGUCACGCCGGAUCAGGUUGGCAAACGUCCGCUGGGAAUCACAUUUGCUCGCACGCACGAAGAGGGUUUCGGCCUCGACGAGUCACCGCAGAGCGUGGAGGACGUGCACAAGACGAGCGAGAGCAACUCGAUUGCCUACAUCACCCCCAGCACCGCCAGCAUUCCCAAGGAGCAUGCUUCGGGUAACAAGGAGGUGGACGAGGUGGAUGAUGCAUUUGUAUGGACCGUCAUCGGUGUGUCGCGCUUCGAGUAUUCGUACUUUGACACGAGCGCCACGCAGGCGUCCAAGGACGAAGGACCGUGUGAAGUGCCCAUGACGCCGUUCCCGCUUAUCACAUCCAUGCCGACGUACGAUCAGACCAAGCAUACUCUGCUCACCACCGUGACCAACUUCAUCGUACCUGCAGCUAUCACUUCGGAACCCAUCCCUCUCGAUGUGUGGGUAGGAAGCAUCGGCCCGCUCAAGGUGCAGCAUUCUGUCAAGCGUCCUGCAUCCACCACGCCAGCGGGCGAUCCAGAGGCCUUCAUCACCAUCACGCUACCUCCGAUUCGAGACAUGCUCAAGGUCGCUCUCAGGGGCAAACCCGCUACGGCCCAGGCAAGCGUGCCGGCCCACUUCCUGCUGCCACUCAUCUUUGUCAAUGACUCCGACGGCACAGCCUACCACUCGGGCCGACACAUUGUGUGCGAGGACCUGGUGCAGCUCAUGAAGGCAACCGGCCACGACACUACCGCCGACGUACUCAAGCAGCUCGGUUUCGGCCUCGGCGACCUCGCGGGUCCUCCCGCACAGGGCGCGUGGAGUCUGCGCAUCAUCUGA
Messenger RNA from Moesziomyces aphidis, 3201 nucleotides. The record is from the annotation of a GenBank genome assembly. Lineage: Eukaryota; Fungi; Basidiomycota; Ustilaginomycetes; Ustilaginales; Ustilaginaceae.